AUCACCAGUCUCUCCAUAUCUCAAAACACACAAAUUACGAAACUCUUUCGUUAGUUUGAAGUAGUGCUCGUUGAACCUGGUGAAAUGGCAAUGUCAGCAGAGAAUGAACAUCCGGUGAAGGCUUUUGGAUGGGCAGCCAGAGAUUGUUCAGGACAUCUCUCUCCCUUCAAGUUCUCAAGAAGGGUCACUGGAGAAAAAGAUGUGACUUUUAAGGUAUUGUAUUGUGGUAUUUGCCAUUCGGAUCUCCACAACGUUAAAAAUGAAUGGGGAACAACUUCUUAUCCCGUGGUUCCUGGACAUGAGAUUGUUGGUGUGGUCACUGAAGUAGGCACCAAAGUGACAAAAUUCAAAGUUGGGGACAAGGUGGGUGUUGGGUGUUUGGUUGGAUCAUGUCGAUCCUGUGCAAAUUGUAAAGAAGAUCUUGAGAACUAUUGCCCCAAAAUGAUCUUUUCCUAUGGUUCAGAGUUCUAUGAUGGAACCAUCACCUAUGGUGGCUACUCGGACAACAUGGUAUCUGAUGAGCACUUUGUAAUUAAAAUCCCCGAUAACUUGCCUCUUGACGGUACUGCUCCUCUCCUUUGUGCGGGGAUCACUGUUUAUAGUCCAUUGAAGUACUACGGCCUUGAUAAGGCUGGAAUGCACUUAGGAGUGGUUGGGCUGGGUGGGCUAGGGCACAUGGCCGUAAAGUUUGCCAAGGCCAUGGGCCUCAAGGUGACCGUUAUCAGUACUUCGCCUAACAAGAAGAAGGAAGCCAUGGACCGUUUGGGAGCCGAUGGCUUCUUGAUUAGCCGCAACACAGAAGAGAUGCAAUUGGCAAUGGGUACAAUGGAUGGCAUUAUUGACACAGUUUCAGCUGUGCAUGCUCUCUUGCCUUUGAUCGGUCUCUUGAAAUCUCAUGGAAAGCUUGUCUUGGUUGGUGCACCAGAGAAGCCGCUUGAGUUACUUUCUGCGCCCCUCCUCAUGGGAAGAAAGAUUGUGGGAGGAAGUCUUAUUGGAGGGAUAAAGGAAACGCAAGAGAUGAUUGAUUUCGCAGCGAAGCACGACAUAGUUGCGGAUAUUGAGCUUAUUCCUAUGGAUUAUGUGAAUACUGCCAUGGAGCGUCUGUCAAAAGCGGAUGUUAAGUAUCGAUUUGUCAUCGACAUCGCCAAUUCAUUGAAGUCUUCUUGAGGUUUUCAAAUGGUUUGGUACUCUCCGGAGCAAGAAUAAAUAUCGGCAUCUCUUAUCUUUUCUUUUAAGAGUUUAUAUGGCUAAGAUCAUUUGCCGACUUGUAACAGUUUUGGCGUGAUUUGCCUAUGCUCUAGUGAUGUUAUCAUUUCAUUAUCACCUCCGAAAUAAAUAUUAGUGCUUUGUAUA
This is a messenger RNA of Eucalyptus grandis, 1353 nucleotides long. RefSeq names its product probable mannitol dehydrogenase. Lineage: Eukaryota; Viridiplantae; Streptophyta; Magnoliopsida; Myrtales; Myrtaceae. Bases 85 to 1167 code for a protein of 360 amino acids. Gene Ontology annotation, biological process: lignin biosynthetic process. The transcript is spliced from 6 exons. The record is from RefSeq and is a predicted model, not a curated record. Gene Ontology annotation, molecular function: cinnamyl-alcohol dehydrogenase activity; zinc ion binding.